AUGGACCACAAAUAUCGAGUAUAUUCCCCCAGCUUUGAGGACAUGGAUGAAAUAGUUCCAAGCUCGCAAGAAACUGAAAUUGAACUGACUGCUGCCGAAUUGUCUAAGUUCAUUCAGAAUCAAAAGGCAGCUAUCGAAAGUGAUCCCGAAAUAUGCCCGGAAAGAAUUACGGUCUUCGAGGAGACUGAUUCAGACAAAACACUUGUCGACAUUCAUAUCAAUUCUGAUGGAAUUAUUUGCGCGCUAUGCUCAAAACCAGUCGUUCUUUGGGACGACAGAAGAAAAGUGGCAUUGUAUGCAACCCCUACUAUGUACACUCGACUUGUUCGGACACUGCUUCACCCUCAAGAGGUAGUCAAUCGGAUGCUCUUUGACCCCAGUGGAGUGAACCAGGAUAUCAUUGAAAAAAACCUUUGCCUCAUUUCCCGCAUUCAUGGAUUAGAGGGGGAGGUUCGUAUGAAGGAUGCACAGCUGUCUCGUCUUCAAGACGGACUAGAGAAUUUACUGGCACGUAGUCAGAAACAUUAA
Messenger RNA from Lentinula edodes (shiitake mushroom), 528 nucleotides. RefSeq lists its product as uncharacterized. The transcript has 3 exons. The record is from RefSeq and is a predicted model, not a curated record. Lineage: Eukaryota; Fungi; Basidiomycota; Agaricomycetes; Agaricales; Omphalotaceae. The coding region runs from base 1 to 528 and encodes 175 amino acids.